This is a messenger RNA of Quercus lobata, 783 nucleotides long. RefSeq names its product transcription factor HBI1-like. Gene Ontology annotation, cellular component: nucleus. NCBI's taxonomy places the organism in Eukaryota, Viridiplantae, Streptophyta, Magnoliopsida, Fagales, Fagaceae. The record is from RefSeq and is a predicted model, not a curated record. The coding region runs from base 1 to 783 and encodes 260 amino acids. The transcript has 4 exons. Gene Ontology annotation, molecular function: protein dimerization activity; DNA-binding transcription factor activity. Gene Ontology annotation, biological process: regulation of DNA-templated transcription.
AUGGCUAAUGUUGAUAAUCAGAAAAUUGCUUUCUCCACCAAUAAAGAAGAAAUCACGUGGUUACUUAAUCUAGGUGAAUUCAUUUGGAUAUGCUAUGUACCAGGAAAGCCAUUUAAGAAUAUGUUGCGACACUGCAGCCACAUUGAGGCCUCAUUUGACAGUGAUUGGUUUGGCGUGAUAGUGCAGAAUUGUGCGUUACAACUUUUAGGAUCAAAAAAAAAAAAUGAACAAUACCAUGUUGAUAAAGGACUUCAAAGAAAAUUUUUUUCUAAUAAUGACUUUGAAGUUAAAAUAUUUCCAAGGCUAAUUGAUCAACCGGAGACUGAUGAUGAAACUGAGAUUCAACUUGGCCAAAGUGACCUGCCGGUUGUUGUGGAAGAUGAACCCAAAGACAAUAGGAGCAAAUUAUGUGCAGAAGACGGGGAAUCAAAGAUCACAGAGCAAACCAGCACCAAAAACACUACCAUCGACAACAACAAUAGAGAAAGUUCUUCUGAUACUUCAAAGGAGAAUUCAAAAGCUUCCGAGGUUCAGAAGCCGGAUUAUAUUCAUGUCCAGGCACGCCGCGGCCAGGCCACAGACAGCCACAGUCUAGCUGAGAGGGUGAGAAGGGAAAAGAUCAGUGAGAGAAUGAAGUUUCCGCAGGAUUUAGUACCAGGGUGUAACAAGAUCACAGGGAAAGCUGUAAUGCUCGAUGAAAACAUCGAUUAUGCUCAAUCUCUUCAACGACAAUUAGAGGUGGCUUACCUGCUAAUUUUCUAUGUAAUUCUUCAUCUAUUUUGA